Molecule: messenger RNA, 2146 nt
Organism: Raphanus sativus (radish)
Lineage: Eukaryota; Viridiplantae; Streptophyta; Magnoliopsida; Brassicales; Brassicaceae
Exons: 2
Coding region: 1466-1855 (129 amino acids)
Source: RefSeq, a predicted model, not a curated record
GGCUCGUGUUACUCGAAUUCAUCUCCUCCUCCAUCACCAUAUGUAAAAUGUAACAAAUGAUAUAUUUUUGUAUAUUCUGAAUACAUAAGGAGAUGAUGGGGUGACGAAGAAGGAGGUAACAUAUGAUGUUUAGAGUGCUACUGGUGGUACUCAUUUUUCUGAUUCACACUUAAUCUGGUUCUCUACCAUUGCUCAUUCGCAGACGUAAUCGUGACAGAAUGGACCAGUUGCUCCCAUUGUCUGCUUGUUCCUCUUGAAUUAUGAAUGUGUGUAGUAGUAACGAGUAAGAGGCUGUGUUGAUCCUGUCAUCUCCAACCUUUUUGCACAUAUCUGCACAUAUAACAAGGAAAGAACAAGUGCAUGAAGGUGGAACAAAAGUUAAGGUGCAAGGUGAAAACUAUAUAAAGAUGAGUUAGCCACUCAAGAACAGUAAGAUGGAUAUGAAGGAUAAAAAGUGCUUAGUGUAGGUCUCGUUUCCCUGAUCUUGUGCCCAUAACAAGAAGAUUUUAAGUCAAGAUUAUGUUCAAGUUAGGUGGAGUUAAGUCUACCCAGUGUAACCUGAUCGGUAGAGAACUUUUGAAGAGUCAAGUGAGAUAUGUUAGGGUGUUCCAUGUCCAUAUGUGGGUCUUUCGUCAAUGUCAAUGUUACCGAAUAAGAUAAUUAAAGCACUAGGUGGUUAAAUGAUCAUCACAAAAUAAGGUCAUAAUUCCCACAAGAGUUUUGUCUGACUCGAUCCUAAAAUUGACUCGAUAAAUCAUCAAAGUGACUCAAGGACUGACUCAAAAUAAAGAACAAACGAGAUAACGAGAUUAGUAGCAAACAAGUGCCUCUCCUAGACUUAUCCCUGGUUGUGAAAAUAAAUUGAGGAAGGCGGAAAUAACAAAACAAAAACAUAAAAAGAUGACAUAAGUUCAGAUGGAUUUAACAAUGGAUAAGAUGGUGGUUCACUCAUUCCAACCCCUCGCUCUCGUGCUGACCAAUGACGCGCCUGUUCCUAACCCUCCACGUUACUGCACUUGACUCCUCUUCUCCAACAUGUUCCUUCCCUGAGCGCUGACCUCCGCUGGAAUGCUGAUCUGCAUGUUCUGCUGUAGGGGGAGCAGCUCCGAAUCAACCGCCUGUCACCAAGUGAAGUAUCCUCUUCAUUAGGUUGUUGUUCUUGCGAUCCGAAUCAACCAUCCAGCGGCGAUAGUUCAUGUCGUCUGCGUCAUCCGCAGGUCGGUCCCAGAUCAUAGUUAGGCUGUUCAAGAGUGACAUCCUCGACACCAUCCAUGAAGGCUUCUGGUGGGGAGCCCGUGGAUCAGCACAAAUGAACUCUGGAUAGGGCAGGAAGCUGAUGUUGUCAAAUACAUUCUGGCUCGUGAUGUUCAGGUGUGGCAGUUUGCAGAACAACUGGUUUCCUUCCUUGUUCUGAAAGCUGUAAGUCUUUUCGUUCCUUAAGAUGUGGAAACCGAUCAAGUACUAGAUGUCGAUGAACUCAAUGUUGUUGUUGACUGUGUACUCGCCGAGGUCUAUGCCGAAGUACUUAAAGAGAGGAGUGAAAAAACUGCCACAUCAAUCCUUACUUGUGGGCGUCCUGACCAACCAGUAUCGCUUGUCCUCAAACAUGGUCAUGAGAAGAAAUUCUGGAUUUGUUUUCACUGGUUUUAUGGUAUCCCGUUCUGCUCUCCUGAUCUCGUCCUCAACUCCCGUGUACAGCACUUGGAGCUCUUUGUUGGUGACUUUGGAUGUUUGGUCCUUUGCGAACAGAAGGUUAGACAAUAUCUUUAUGACGAUCCUCAAGGUUGGAUUCCAGAUCAGAGACUGGUCAGGUAUCAAAGUUGAGUUGUCCGGCAAGCUCUUGGGUACUUACUAAGCUGGACAUCGGAGGGGAAUCAGUUCAUGCAGGUGUAGAAGGCCCAUAUGAAACGGCUACUGAGGUUAACAUCUUCUUGUCACUGUACGCUUACGAGUAAAUGAUGUAAACAUUUUUUUUGCUAUGAGUAAAUGAUGUAUAACAUUUAUAUCUCUCAUCCUCAGAUUAAAGAGUUUUAUUUAAUGUAUUAAACUUCAGUUUUAUUGAUACAUAGAUUGUAUAGUUUAUAGUAAAAAUUAAAAAGAGAGUUGCAAUGGUAGGAUUCUAGGAGAAAGGCAUCUGGUUCUCGCA